AUGGGUGCCACCCAGUCCGUACAAGUGGUCGAAGAGAGCGAAGAAGACCAAGAAGAAGAAGAAGAAGAAGAGGAAGGAGAAGAGAACGAUAUUGGUGAGCCCAUUAGAAGUGAACUGGACAAGGAUUUGAUCAAGAAGGUUCUAGAACAAGAACCCGAGAUGCUUUGCCACGCAUCCGCAUCGCCGCUCUCGCCUCAGCUCUCCUCAUUGGGCACCCCGCGCCUCGGCCCCUCCAUCAAGGUCUGGGACCCUUACAACCUCCUCGCUCCUCCUCCGCCUCUUCUGCCGCCGCCUCAGGGCUUCUCCCGAAGCUUCUCCUUGAGUUCCAAUGCCAUGGAGGACGACCGCUUCAUGACGGAGGUCUUUUUGAUUAGUCACGGCGAGUGCGAGUUGAAUUUGCGGCCCGAUUUGGUGGGCGGCCGCUGCCCUCAGGCAGCUUUGACCCCCAAUGGGAAGCGGCAAGCCAGGGCCUUGGCGGUGUUCUUGAAUUCCCAGAGGGUCAGCUUCAAUGCCGUUUACACCUCCCCUUUGGAUCGUGCGCGCUCAAUGGCGGUUUCCGUCUGUCAGGAAAUGAACUUUCCAGUGGAACAGAUACAAGCGUCGGAUGCACUUGCAGAGAUGAGUCAGGGGGAUUGGGAGGGGUGCCCCCGGUCAGAAAUAUACACAGCUGAACUUUUGAGCUUCAUUGACAGGGUUCAGCCUGAUUUCUCUGCACCAUCAGGAGAGUCACUUAGGCAGGUGGAAUUUCAAAUGGUUCAAUUUUUAAAUGGGACAGUUCUGGGGCUUACUGAAAAGUUAAGAGCAUACUUCUCUUUCUCGUCACACAAUCAGAAUGAGAGCCAAGGAUUUUCACACCAUAAUUCUCAUGUUUUAACCAACUCAAUUCAUGACCGAGAAGGGUCUUCUCUCCCACCACCUCAAUGGGAUCUGCUUCACAGGCAGCGGCAGGGGCUCUUAAGGAAAAAAUCUGGUAAGAGCCGGCUACAAGUGGUGACUACAACCGGAGAUCAGGAGGUUGAGGAUGAGAUUUCCCCUCGGGAAGUCAAUCACCAAAGUUCCCCACAUGAUUUAAGUGGCAGGAGCUCCUCUUCUGUGUCUUGUAUUGGCAUUUUCAGUCAUGCAGUGCCAAUCAAGUGUCUCCUCACAGGCAUCCUUGGAUGUAGCCCAUUAAUGUCACAUAAGAUUUGCAUAGAGGAUUCCUCGGUGACAGUUUUGCAGCAUUCAUGGAGAACAGGUUGGCAGAUAAAAAGGUUGAAUGAUACUGCACACCUCAGGCUUAUGUAG
Prunus armeniaca (apricot) is the source of this 1284-nucleotide messenger RNA. The record is from the annotation of a GenBank genome assembly. NCBI's taxonomy places the organism in Eukaryota, Viridiplantae, Streptophyta, Magnoliopsida, Rosales, Rosaceae.